Lolium perenne is the source of this 6417-nucleotide messenger RNA. RefSeq names its product eukaryotic translation initiation factor 4G. NCBI's taxonomy places the organism in Eukaryota, Viridiplantae, Streptophyta, Magnoliopsida, Poales, Poaceae. Gene Ontology annotation, molecular function: protein binding; mRNA binding; translation initiation factor activity. The record is from RefSeq and is a predicted model, not a curated record. Gene Ontology annotation, cellular component: eukaryotic translation initiation factor 4F complex.
CCGGCUGCCCUAGCAGUAGUACAAGUUCCCAACGUGUCGCGUCUCCCUUUCGCUUCGCUCCCACUUCUCCCCCAACCCAAACCCAUCUCGCACCUCGUCUCGUCCCCAUCGUCUUCGCCACUGGACACGACCGCAAACCCUAGGCGCCGCCGCCCUCCCAGGCCCCCAGGGGUGGUAGCAAACCAGGAGGAGGAGGAGAUCGGAAGGAAAGCGGAUUUAUGUCCCAGCGAGGGGACAGGGGCGAGGGCCACGCGAGGAGACCCGCCCGCUCUACCAGCUUCGGCCAGGGACACCGCGGAGGCGGGGUCGGCGGCGCCGCGAGCAAGGGCGGCGGGGGCCCCUCUGGCGGCCAGCCUCCCCUAUCAUCGAACCGAAGCUUCGGGAAGCCCCGCAAUGGCCACGGCGGCCACCAGAGGGUCGUGAACCAGCCAGACACCACCGGCUUCCAGCCCGCACCGGCGCCAGGGCCCCUGCAGACGCCGCCGACGCAGCGCCCUCCCGUACCGCAGAGCGCGCCUGUGCACGUUCCGGCCGCCGCACCGCGGCCACAGCACCAUGAUUCUUCGUCCGCGGCUCAAGCGGCCCCCAUGCCACCCGCCACCGAGAAUCCCACCUACAUACCCAUCCCCAAAAACAUCCCUCGUGCCGCCCCCAAGGCGCCACCCAAGAAUAUACCCGCUCCUCAGGGACCACCCAAAGGAGAAUCAUCAAAGGGAUUUAACUUGCAGUUCGGCAGUAUAAACAUGAACAUGAAUGCUGUCCCGCAAUUUCCCGCUAGGACAAGCUCAGCUCCUCCAAAUUUGGAUGAGCAGAAGCGUAAUCAGGUACUUCCGGAGGUACUUAAGGCUGCACCUUCUAUACCACCACCCGUAAAACAGCCGCAUCCUCCACCACAGCAGCAGCAUCCUCCGCAGCCGCAGCAUCCUCCGCAACCGCGGCAGCAGCAUCCUCCGCAACCCCAGCAGCAGCAUCCUCCGCAACCACAGCAGCAGCAUCCUCCACAACCACAGCAGCAGCAGCCCCUUUCACAGCAACAGCAAACACGGAAGGAUGCUCUUGGCCCUAGUCAGCCUAAUGCUGUGAACACUCAUCUUCCAUCCCAAGUGAAGAGAGAUGUGCAUGUUUCUCCAUCAGUGCCGAAUGUUGCACCACCGAGACCCACUGUUCAACCUAUGCCUGGGAUGCCCAUCUCCUCGAUGCAUUUUCACCAUCAACAACCACAAGUCCCGGUACAGUUUGGUGGUCAUAAUCAGGGCGUUGUGCCUAGCUCAAUCCAGAUGUCUAUGGGAAUGCCUGGUGGCAAUGCGUCCCAGGUUCAGCAGCAUAUGUAUGUCCAAAAUAUGCAGCAACAUCAAAUGCAUCAGCAAAUGUUGCAUCAAGGACAACCUAUGAUGUUUCCGUCAGUCGGUGGUCAUCAACUCACUCCUCAGUUGGGCAAUGUUAGUUUGAACAUGGCUCCGCAGUAUCCUCAGCAACACCAGAAACAGCUUGUUGCUCCUCGCAAGAAUGUCAUCAAAAUUAUUGAUCCAAUUACUAAUAAAGAAGUGAAUCUUGGGCAGAUGGCUUCAUCUAAUGUAGCGCCACAAACCCAGCAAGUCAGUGGCUAUGCAGCUCAACCUAUGGCCUACUUUCCUCAGCAGCAGACCUCGUAUAACCAGUCAGGUAUGUAUUACCCCGGCACCACCGGUGUUGGCCAGGUUCCCGCUGGAUCACAGGCUCGGUAUAGUUAUCAGACCACUCAAGCUGGUCAAACAAUUCCUUUCGCAAACCCAUCUAUGUCAAAUGCCGCUCCUGCCAGUCACAAGGACAACAUAUCUGGUCAUGCAGCAUCUAUUCAUCCUCAGGUCGCAGGUAAAUCACAAAUUGGUUUGCACAUGGAGAAACCUGUUGCCCCGGUCAAGAUAACUGUACCGCCAGCUAAAUCUGAUCCACCUAAGUUAAGGGUGACUGAGCAUGUGGUACCACAUCAACAGAAGGAUAAUAUUGUUCUUUCUGGGACUAUGGGUUCAAAUGCUCCAGUUAGCGAGGAGAGUAAAGCACAAUCUGUCACAGAGAAGCUUUCCCAGGAGAGUAAAGCACCAUCUGUCACAGAGAAGCAUACCAGGGAGAGUAAAGCACCAUCUGUCUCAGAGAAGCAUUCCAAGGAGAGUAAAGCGCCAUCUGUCACAGAGAAGCAUCCCACUGUGGUAACUCAACCCUCACCGAUUCUAGCUACAAAACUAGAAAAUGAUACUGUGACAUAUCCUACUACAAAUUUGCCCUCAGUUUUGUCCGGAGCUGAUGGAAAGAGCAAAGAAGCCAUUCAAAAAACCGAUUCUAUUAAGGAUAACAAGAAAAACACGAGUAGAAAGGACACAAAGAUUUUGCCGCAACAACCACAGUCAGCUUCAUCUGCUGAAGAGUUCAAGGGGCAAACUUCCGUGAAGGUUGGAGAUGAUGGGGUUGAUCACACGGAAACUAAGAGCUCCAGUAGUAAAGAGUUGGAUUUAACCAGCACAGCCUCAGGCUUAACAGCUGCAACAUCUGAAAUUAGUGUUUCUCAAGUUCUUGGUCUAAGUGAAGCUGACAACCCAUCAGUAAACGUUGCCAGUGUUCCUCCCACAGAUAUCAGCUCUGCAAAAUUAUCCUCUGUGAUUACUGGGGAGCCCCAAGCAGUAGAGAGCCUAGGCGUUGCAGCUGUUGAAUCUGAAGAGAGUGGAAUAACUCCACAAAUUUCACCAGAAGUUAGUGAUGACAAAAUUUUGUCUGAUUCUACUGAAAAUGAGUCACAUGAGUGCACGGCAGACUUAGCUGAACAGGCAUCAGCGGUUCCGAAGCCUGAUAAUUCAGAUGCAGCAUCUUGUGUACCUGACUCGCAAGAGCUAGCAAAAGAGUCCACAGCAUCUAUACUAGAUGAACACAGUUUAACAAAUAGCUCACUUAAGGAUACUGAAACUUCAUCAGCUUUUGUCGAUGUCAGUGAUGUGUCUGGGGCCAAUUCUGUAACUUCAUCAGAGUCUACCAUCCCAAGUGGCAACGAUAAAGAUAACAGUAGUAUUCCGGAAACAAUAGUUUCCAGUAAUACUCCUGGCACGUUACCUGUGAAUCAAUCAGUUGCAUCUGAGGAGGAAGGGAAACAUGCAGAUGGAGUGAUGGAUCAACCAAGUGCUGAUCAAUCAAGUGCUGCACCAACAGGUUCUGUCCGACCCUUAUCAAGGGAAAAACCUACCGCGGAACUCACUCGAACAAAGUCGGCUUUCGGAAAGAAGAAAAAACGGAAGGAAAUGCUUUCCAAAGCUGAUGCUGCUGGGACUUCAGAUCUUUAUAAUGCGUACAAGGGACCAGAAGAGCAGUUAGAAGGUAUUGCCGCAGCAGAGGGUGCUGAUAGAUCGUCAAUGGUUGAUGGAACACACGUGCCACCUGAGGGAUCAGAAAGAGAGGGCAAUGUGUGUGACGAUGAUGGAAAGAAAAAGGUUGAGCCUGAUGAUUGGGAAGAUGCAGCAGACAUUUCCACUCCAAAGCUGCAAGGUUCAGGCACUGGAAACCAGGCUAGUGCCCCACAAGUGCCAGAGUCAGAUACAAAUGAAAUUAACGGCCGUAAGAAAUAUACACGUGAUUUUCUGCUCACUUUUGCAAAUCAGAUUUAUGGUCUUCCUGUUGGCAUCCGAAUGGAUGCUGCUACUAGCGCUCUGUUUAAGGAUUUGGCAGGAAAGUCCUAUGUUAUUGAUCGGGAACCUCACCAAGGUCCUGGACGGGGAUCUGAUAGACCAACAUCUCGCGGUGAUCGCCGUGGUCCUGCUAUGGAUGAUGAUAAGUGGACAACAAAAUCAGGUGUUCCUUUCAGUCCUGGUCGUGAUGCCCACAUGGACGUGAACGGUCCAGCAAUGAAUUACCGUGGUGCCCCAGGAGUCAAUCAUGGUGUUUUAAGGAAUCCGCGUGGUGUUCUUGUGGGACCAAUGCAAUCCAUUGCACCUCAAGCAGCUCGCAGUGGCUCUGAUGCAGAUAGAUGGCAGCAAAGGGGUCUGAUCCCAUCUCCUGUUACACCAAUGCAGAUAAUGCACAAAGCAGAGAAGAAGUACGUAGUUGGCAAUGUUUCUGAUGAGGAGCAGGCAAAGCAGAGGCAGCUGAAAUCAAUUCUCAAUAAACUGACCCCCCAGAACUUUGAUAAGCUGUUUGAACAAGUCAAAGAGGUGAACAUCGACAAUGUGUCAACUCUUACUGGGGUCAUUUCGCAGAUAUUUGACAAAGCUUUAAUGGAACCAACUUUCUGUGAAAUGUAUGCCAACUUCUGCUCACAUCUGGCUGUUGUUCUGCCAGACUUUAGUGAGGACAAUGAAAAAAUUACAUUCAAGAGAUUGCUGUUGAACAAAUGCCAAGAGGAGUUUGAGAGAGGCGAAAGAGAAGAAGCUGAAGCAGAUAAAACAGAGGAGGAGGGUGAAGUUAAGCAAACCAAAGAGGAAAGGGAAGAAAAAAGAGUUAAAGCUCGAAGGCGCAUGCUGGGAAACAUUAGGUUGAUUGGAGAAUUGUACAAAAAGAGGAUGUUGACAGAGCGCAUCAUGCAUGAGUGCAUCAAAAAAUUGCUGGGAAAUUAUGAGAGUCCGGACGAGGAGAACAUUGAAGCACUAUGCAAAUUGAUGAGUACAAUUGGAGAGAUGAUAGAUCAUCCGAAGGCUAAGGAACAUAUUGAUGCAUAUUUUGAUAGAAUGCGUAGCUUGUCAACUAGUCAGCUCAUAUCUUCUCGUGUUAGAUUCUUGCUGAGAGAUUCAAUCGAUCUCAGGAAGAACAAAUGGCAGCAAAGGCGUAAAGUGGAUGGCCCCAAGAAGAUUGAUGAGGUUCACAGGGAUGCAGCUCAGGAGAAACAUGCUCAGUCAAGUAGGUUAGCUCGUGGUCCAAGCAUGAAUUCUGCUCCAAGAAGAGGGGGAAUGGAGUAUAGCUCCCGUGGCUCGGCAGCACCAUUGGUAUCCCCAGGUCCUCAGCAAAGAGGCCGGGGUUUCGGUAACCAGGAUAUCCGGUUUGAUCAGGAUAGGCAUCACGACAAUAGAACUGUUCCUCUUCCUCAGCGUACUGUCAAGGACGAAACCAUCACUCUUGGACCACAAGGUGGCCUGGCUAGGGGCAUGUCUUUAAGAGGGCAGCCACCGGUAUCAAAUGCUGAGCCUCCUAGUGUUCUUGACCAUCGCAGGAUGGUAACCAGUCCUAAUGGGUAUAAUUCAGUGGCUUUGACCGGAAGAGAGGACACUAGCUCGAGAAUUCCAGAUCGAACCUCUGGGAGGAUAGCACCUGCUACACCGUCUGCUGGUUCUUCAAACAGACCUGCCAGCCAGGAUGGCCGCUCUGGAAAUAAAUCAUACUCCGAGGAGGAUCUGAGAGAGAAAUCUAUUGCAGCCAUCCGGGAAUAUUAUAGCGCGAAAGAUGAAAAGGAGGUUGCAUUGUGUAUUGAAGAAUUGAAUGCUCCGAGCUUCUAUCCUUCUGUGGUAUCGCUUUGGGUAAAUGAUUCCUUUGAGAGAAAAGAUGUGGAAAGAGAGUUGUUGGCAAAGCUCUUUGUUGGCCUUUUCAAUGGUGGAUAUAAUUUAUUGAGCAAGCCUCAACUCAUUGAGGGCCUCUCGUCUGUUCUUGCUUCAUUGGAAGACGCCCUAAGUGAUUCUCCAAGGGCAUCGGAGUAUCUUGGACGGCUUUUUGCAAGGUUUGUGCUGGAAAACAUAUUGCUUUUGCAAGACGUAGGUAGAUUGAUUGAAGAAGGUGGCGAGGAACCAGGAUACCUUGUACGUGAAGGCAUUGCAGCUGAAGUCCUUGGGGCAGUUCUAGAGUCCAUCAGAAUAGAGAAGGGGGAUUCGUUCGUGAAGGAGGCCAAGAUAGGCUCCAAUCUCAAGUUGGAGAAUUUCAGACCACAGCAUCUAAAGAGAUCAAAGCUGGAUGCCUUCAUGCAGACAUAAGCUUUUCUACUAGCUUAACAAUUUAUGGGUGUUGUCGCCAAGGAGUCCAUGUCUUUGCACCCAGCCGCCUUUUUGAUCGAACAACUGCAAAUACUGCCAUCAGAUGCUUGCCCCAAGCUGCUACACAACUAUUGUAUUCGAGCUCGUCCUGUGGAGAUGAUGUAUUCCAUUCUGUUCAGACUUGUUACUGGUGGUAAAUCAUUGUUGCGGAUGGGCACUGGCAGCCAUUGCUGACGCAGGUAGCUGGGUGCCAUUUCGAGUUGGCUCCUAAUGAGUCUGAGGAAUAUUUUUGUGAUCACGAGGGUAGAGGUCAGAUAACUGAUAUUUAUCGGGAGUAGGAGGAAAUAGUAGGCCCGAAUUUAUGCCUCCCGCCGCUUCUGACCAAUAUUCUUUUGUGAUUAGACUUAAUAGUUGGUUAACUUGGCGGCAUUUUCCUCAUAGCCAGACUCUCCUACUGUGAAUUUUGUUUAUAUUCCUGUAAGUUAUUUGUGUCCCUUGCGCCCUA